Scedosporium apiospermum is the source of this 1068-nucleotide messenger RNA. RefSeq lists its product as uncharacterized. The transcript has 4 exons. NCBI's taxonomy places the organism in Eukaryota, Fungi, Ascomycota, Sordariomycetes, Microascales, Microascaceae. Gene Ontology annotation, molecular function: hydrolase activity. The record is from RefSeq and is a predicted model, not a curated record. Bases 1 to 1068 code for a protein of 355 amino acids.
AUGCUCAUCAUCAUGUCUGAAAUCAUUAACUGGGAGGUAAAUGAAUACCCCGGUGAGCUCAACAAGGACCAGUGGAUGGAACUCAAGAUGGCCAAAAAGGCGGAGCUUGGUGAUCCUAUCCUGAACGGAAUGGCGCUCUCUGAACUCUAUAGAUGGGCUUUUGAGUUCCUGGAUCAGAAGUCGCGUAUUCUCGAUGACAUUCCGUUCUGUGGAAUUAAGCGAUUCUUUGAUGUGCUCUGCCACCGCCUCGAUGAUCCUAACCUUGUGGGAAGCUAUGACGAGCUCUCCAAAGCGGUAGCAUGGCUAGAGAAAGCAGACUUUGAAUGCAAGAUAGUUAUAGCAGGAAACCAUGAAAUCACCCUCGAUGAACCGUACUACAACAACAUCAAGGCAUCAUAUCCACCAAGCUUGAUCGAAUCCAGCCCCAAAUGCCUCUCCCUCUUAACCUCCUCCCCGUCCAUAACCUAUCUUAGCCACACAUCCGCCACAAUCAAGCUCACUUCGCCCACCGGCCCCCUCACAACCUUCACCGUCUUCGGAUCCCCCUCCAGCCCGAAACGUGGUCCCGACAUCAUCGACUUCUCCGCCUUCACGUAUCCUCCCUCCGAAGAUCCCGCCACACCUACCUUAUGGGACGCCAUACCCGCCAACAUAGACAUCGUGGUAACUCACACGCCACCCCGCCACCACUUAGACACGGUCCCCAACAACGGAAACCCAGUCCCGUUCGGCUGCGAAUCCCUCCGCCGAGCCCUCUGGCGUGUCCGGCCCCGACUGGCCGUCUGCGGCCACGUCCACUUCGGACGAGGGGCCGAAUACGUAUCCUGGGGCCACGAGGAAGGUGAGGAGCUGUCUACGGAGAAGUGGAUCGAUCCCGCGCCCGAGGGGAAGAAGAACAGUCUCGUGGACUUGGUGAAAGGAUUAGGGUCGGAGCAACGUGGUCGUGGUCGGGAGGGGACAUGUGUUGUUAAUGCGGCGAUCAUGACGGAGAGUUAUUUUCAGCGGAAGGGGCACAGGAAGAUGAGUAAACCUAUUGUGGUGGAUUUGGAGCUCCCUGUAUGGACGUGA